AUGCGCUCCGUCAGCUACGUGCAGUGCGUGGCGCUGGACUUCGCCGGCAGCCUCUUCCCGCACGCCAUCUGCCUGGGGGACGCCGACAACGACACGCUGAAUGAACUCGUGGUGGGAGACACCAAUGGAAAGCUCUAUGUUUACAAGAAUGACAACAGCAAGCCCUGGGCUGUGCGGUCUUGCCAAGGAAUGCUCACAUGUGUCCGUGUGGGAGAUGUGUGCAAUAAAGGAAAGAAUUUCGUGGUGGCAGUGAGUGCAGAAGGCUGGUUUCAUCUUUUUGACCUGACUUCUCUGAAUUCAAAACACCCAGAUGCUUCAGGCCACCAUGAGCUGGCAGGGGCAGAAGAGCAGAAGCCAGUGUUCAAGCAGCACAUUCCUGCCAACACCAAGGUCAUGCUCAUCAAUGACAUUGAUGGAGAUGGGAAGUGUGAGUUGGUUGUGGGUUACACUGACAGGGUGGUCCGUGCCUUCCGCUGGGAGGACUCAUCAGAGAACCCAGACCAUGUUUCUGGGCAGCUGAUCCUGUUGAAGAAAUGGCUUCUAGAAGGUCAGGUGGACAGCCUGUCAGUGAACCCAGGCCCUGGUGGCUCACCAGAGCUGAUGGUGUCCCAGCCAGGCUGUGGCUAUGCCGUCCUGCUGUGCACCUGGGACACGGAGCAGCGCGACGCAGCCGCGGGAAGGGACGGGUCUGCCCCGAGCAGUGAGGCCCCUGUUCGAGAUGUGAUUCUACACCAAACAUCUGGGCGGAUUCACAACAAGAAUGUCUCCACUCAUCUCAUUGGCAGCAUUGCCCGAGGCUCCAGUGAGAAUAGUGGCUCAGGUCUCUUUGCCCUCUGCACUCUGGAUGGAACGCUGAAACUGAUGGAGGGAGCAGACAAGCUGCUCUGGUCUGUUCAGGUUGAUCACCAGCUCUUUGCUCUGGAAAAGCUGGAUGUUACAGGCAAUGGGCACGAGGAGGUGGUGGCGUGUGCGUGGGACGGGCAGACGUACAUCAUCGACCACAACCGCACGGUGGCCAGAUUCCAAGCAGAUGAGAAUGUCAGUGCCUUCUGUGCAGGCCUCUAUGCAUGCAAAGAAGGGAGCAACAGUCCCUGCCUUGUUUAUGUCAGCUUCAGCCAGAAGAUCUACAUCUACUGGGAUGUGCAGCUGGAGAGAAUGGAGUCCACCAACCUGUUGAAAAUCCUGGAUGGUGACCCAGAGUUUGAAAGUCUCCUGCAGCAGCUGGAUGUAGACAAAAACGAUGUUGAUGCUGUCAGAAACCUGAUUCACAAAACACUCUAUUUUCCUGAGAAAUACCAUCUCAGCAGCCCCUCGCAGGAUCCUGCUGGAACAGAUUCUUCUGCCCACUGCAGUGGCAUCCAGGACCCCUUAUAACAAGAAGGCUGACAUCUUUAAUGCCAGCACAAGCUCGUCUGCAGCUGGAGUUGGGCAUCUGAUGAAGAUGACUGUUCCUUCCCUAUCUUGUGAAAACUUCCAAACAGGAAAGGGUCUACAGGCUGUGAAGGGAUGUUCUUGGCUGUAGGCUUGCCUGUAUGUGGUGGGUUGGUUUGCCUUCAGAUGAGGCAGCUACAGGAACAGAAAGGGCCAAGGAUCUUGCAUGUAGGCCUUCUGUUGCCAGUUUCCAUAAUCCUCACUGACUAGAGUGCACCACUGGUCACUGUGAAGGAGCAGGGAGGUCACAGAUGGAGAGAACAGCUGAGCCAAGUCCCCAUUUUGACCUAUUCUUGGAAGUACUUCAGUGAAUACUUCUGAGUUCUUAGCAGGAUCACAGUGCAGGAAGUGGAGAUGGAGGGACUGAGUUAGGGUGCAGGCAUGGGCCUUCUCUCCCACAAAGGUGUAUUUAAAGUAGAGCCAUGCAUUGUUUGUCUUUGCUUUGCUGCUGCUCUUCUGCCAAGCAAGAAGCAGUUUCUCGCAAAUCACGUGUUCUGAGUAGCUGGAGACGUGCACAACUUGCACAAAUGAGGUGUGGAGAGAGAGCAGCUCCAGCAAACCCAGCUCUGGUCAAGAGUCAUUGCUUGUCUCCAUCUUCUUGGGCAGGGUGAUCCCAGAGAGGGCUGUGACUUAAAGCAGCUGUGAAGCGGUCAGCAAGACCAGUCUGACUGAAGUGUGGAUCUGUGGUGCUAUGAGAGCUUGGCCAUCCACAAUAAGCAGGGAAAGUGGAAAUGCCACUCCUGCCUCUUGUUGUGGAGAGCAUCAUGCUUUGAGUCC
Molecule: messenger RNA, 2208 nt
Organism: Melozone crissalis (California towhee)
Lineage: Eukaryota; Metazoa; Chordata; Aves; Passeriformes; Passerellidae
Gene: ITFG2
Product: integrin alpha FG-GAP repeat containing 2
Exons: 12
Coding region: 1-1374 (457 amino acids)
Biological process (GO): regulation of TOR signaling
Cellular component (GO): KICSTOR complex
Molecular function (GO): protein binding
Source: RefSeq, a predicted model, not a curated record